Messenger RNA from Aspergillus calidoustus, 864 nucleotides. Lineage: Eukaryota; Fungi; Ascomycota; Eurotiomycetes; Eurotiales; Aspergillaceae. The record is from the annotation of a GenBank genome assembly.
AUGAACACAGACGCUAUUCCGAUACUACACUCGAAGAACCAAUGGUAUGACUGGCACAACAAGGUCUGCCUGGAACUGCGCAAGGCGGGAUAUGGGCACCUACUCCGCCGCAAAAGGACCAAGAGUGUGAACGCUCCACCAAACGCUGCCGCCACCGCUCUCGCUGAUAACAUGGAGACUUUGGCUGAGGCCACUGAGGACUCCCAAGCCCGCCUGAGGAGGCGGACGAACUUGAAACCUGGUACCGAAAGCAGGAUCAAGCUUCCGCAUCGAUCAUUAGUCGCCUUGGACGGACCCUCCGAUACCGCUACAGGAAUGAAACUAGAGUGCAUGUUCUUCUCGACAAGCUUGAAGAACACCUACAGCCCAACAACCUCCUCUGUUCAAGACCUGAGACAGGAACUUGACGACAUCAUACGCCAACUAGGUCGCGCGCAAGUCCAACUUCCGACUGAACUGGCCAUUGCUGCCUUCGCCCAGGCCCUGAGGCCGGAGUUCGCACCUGCAAAGGCCGUUUAUUUCAACACGAGUGCAAUCAAGCACCGCACCUCAGAUCCCAGCCAGUCGCCACGCUGGACAGGUCUCACGCUUGCUGCCAAGUCUGAAGAGCCUUAUCAUAGGCGUUUGGACGAGGACUAUCUCGGUCUUCUUGCCGACAGGCCUGCACCAAGGCCCACUGGUCAGGACACAGUGCUCAAAGUACUCGCCGUACACGGAGACACGGCCAAUAUCCAGGUCAAAUGGUGCACGCACUGCAACAAGGCCUUCCAUGACAAAGAGACCUGCCACGCCCUGCACCCUGAGAUGAGAGAUAAAUGGCUGGAGAAACGCAAGCGCCGGCGCGCAAACACUAGGGUGUUGUAA